AUGGACCAUAGCAAAUUCAAAAAUCUAAGUUAGAUUUUUCAGAUCAAUACAUUUACAUCUGGAGUAGUUAUGCGCUCAUUAAUUUAAAAGUUUCUCAAUUAAAAAUUCAGUCGUUAACAUCCUCCUUCAAACAUUUCAACGAAUUAAGUGGUUAAUAAGAUAAAUGGGUCAACCAAUAUAGGCCGGAAAAACCCACCCAUAAAGAAAAAUAGUAAUAAAUAGAUGACAUUAUCUUAGUAAAUGAAUAAAAAGCUUAAGUAAAAGCCAAUAUUAUCUUUGAAUGCAACUCAAAGUAUGCACUUUCCAGUAAAGAAAGGUUAAGAUCAAGCAAAUAAUAAUCAAAGAAGCAUAGUUUUUAUGAAACGUAGGGUGCAUAGCUUGGGUGAAGAGUCUCAAAUCUUAUAGGAACCUUCUGUAGUAUUCGAUGCAUAAAGAAAUUCCAAAUAAUCACUUCUAAAUACCAGAAAUAAGAUUAUGGCUGCAAAAGCAUUCGAAAAAAUUAGCAAUUAGGAUUUGUUAAGCAAGAGCUAAAUGGAAAAAUCAAAUUUAAAUCAAACUCAAUAGCAAUUUUUAUCUCUUUAACCCAUACAGCUUGGAGUAAAAGAGAAAAUAGACUCCAAUCAGAUCACCCAAAAUUUAUUGAAAGUAGGUUAGAGCAUUCUAAAAGAUGCAAAUAAGGACAUCUCAGAAUUAUCGCAGAUAAAGUAACAGCCAUAGAAUAGUUAGAAAUAAUAAUAAAUUAGGCGAAUAAAUCAUAAAUUAAGAGCUACGAACUAUUAGAAUUUUCAUAAGAAUAAUUGA
This is a messenger RNA of Stylonychia lemnae, 801 nucleotides long. NCBI's taxonomy places the organism in Eukaryota, Ciliophora, Spirotrichea, Sporadotrichida, Oxytrichidae. The record is from the annotation of a GenBank genome assembly.